Molecule: messenger RNA, 2013 nt
Organism: Monoraphidium neglectum
Lineage: Eukaryota; Viridiplantae; Chlorophyta; Chlorophyceae; Sphaeropleales; Selenastraceae
Product: alpha,alpha-trehalase
Exons: 9
Coding region: 1-2013 (670 amino acids)
Biological process (GO): trehalose catabolic process
Molecular function (GO): alpha,alpha-trehalase activity
Source: RefSeq, a predicted model, not a curated record
AUGACGGAUGCAGCGCAUGACUGGGCCGCAUCAGGCAUCCUGCGAGCGGAGCUGGCGCCGCUGCUGCGGGCGAUACAGCAGCACCGCGUGUUCGAUGACCCGAAGAAUGCAGUAGACAUUGUGCUGCGGUCCCCACCCGCCGGCGUCGCGGCGGCUGCUGAGCAGCUGCUGGCCGGCGAGCCUAGCGCCGAGCAGCUGAGGGCCUUUAUCGAGGAGCACUUUGCCCCUGCCGGCAGCGACCUACUGCCUUACCAGCCGGCCGACUGGGUACCCCACCCCCCUGGCUUCCUCGCCAACCUCAAGGCCCCGACUGGCGCAGUCAGCGGCGCGCCCGCGGGGAGUGCUGUUGCGCCCGCGGCAGGCGCGUUGGGCGGCGCAGCGGAGGGCGGAGGGGCCGGGGAUGGCGGUGAGGGCGCGUGGCUUGACCCAGGCGGGGAUGAGGAAGAGGGCUUUGCGAGCAGCGAGGAGCUGCGGGCCUUUGGGCUGCAGGUGCACGGCCUGUGGAAGCUGCUCAGCCGCAAGGCCACUCCCCCGCUGGGCGCCGGCCCCCUGCCCAGCACGCUGCUGCCGCUGCCGCACCCGACGGUGGUCCCCGGUGACCGCUUCAGGGAGACCUACUAUUGGGACUCCUUGUGGGUACUCCACGGCCUGCUGGCGAGCGGAAUGGGCGCCACCGCGGCGGGGCUCGUGCGCAACCUAAUGCACAUGCUGGGCGCGGUGGGCCACGUGCCCAACGGCGGCCGAGGGUACUACCUGAACCGCAGCCAGCCGCCGCUGCUGAGCGCCAUGGUGCGGCUCGUGGCUGAGGCCACUGGCGACGCCAGCCUCGUCAGGGACGCGCUACCCCUGCUGAUGCGGGAGCACGCCUACUGGACGUCCGGCCGCAAGGCGCUGCGCGUGCGGGGUGCGGACGGGCGAGUGCACAACCUCAGCAGGUAUUGGGCAGACUGGUUUGAGCCCCGGCCAGAGUCACAUGCAAAAGACACGGCGACGGCCAGAAAGGCGGCGCAGGCGGCGGCUGCAGCGCAAGAGGCGCCGGGCGGCCCAGCAGCGCCAACACCAUCUGCAGCGGCGGCAGCAGCAGCGGCGGCGGCUGGUGAGGCAGCCGCAGAGGAGGGCGGCGGUGGCGAGGAGCCUGGGAUGGUGCCGGGCGGCGGCUUCCUCGAUGCCCGCGUAGCGCGGCGGGUGUGGCACGAGCUGGCGACUGCUGCCGAGAGCGGCUGGGACUUCUCCUCUCGCUGGUUUGAGGACGGCGCUACCAUGGCCACGAUUAGGACGUCCCAGAUCAUCCCUGCCGACCUGAACGCAUUUUUGUUCCAAAUGGAGCGAAACGUCCAGUGGGCAGCUGCAGCCGCGGGGGACGACGACGCCGCCGGCCGCUUCGACGCCCUCGCGGCCGCGCGGCGAGACGCGAUGGCGGCUGUCCUGUGGGAUGACGCCGCGGGGUGCUGGCGGGACGGCGUACUGGUCCAGCCGGCCCCGCCAUCGGGCGAGAAUGCCGUUGGCGGCGGCCCCGCCGAGGGCGGAGCGGCGGGCGGCAGCGGCGGCAGGCCCGAAUGCGGCGUGUGUGGCGUGCGGCUGAGCAGCGGGGUGUAUGCGUCAAAUUAUGUGCCGCUGUGGGCGGGGCUGGCGGAGGGCGACGAGGAGCUGGGGGCCAGGGUGGUCGCGUCGCUGGAGGCCUCAGGGUUGGUUCAGCCGGGAGGCAUCUCCACUUCCCUCUACGCCACCGGGCAGCAGUGGGACGCCCCAAACGGGUGGCCGCCGCUGCAGCACAUGCUGGUGGAGGGCGCGCGCGCCUCCGGCGGCCCCGCGGGCCGCCGGCUGGCGCGGCGGGUCGCACGGGCGUGGGUCAGGUCAAACUAUGCGGCCUGGAAGGCGACCGGCCACAUGCACGAAAAGUACGACAUCCGCAGCGCCGGCGGCGGCGUGGGGGGUGGCGGCGAGUAUGCGCCGCAGGUCGGGUUUGGCUGGAGCAACGGGGUGCUGCUGCGUUUCCUCAGCAACUACUUCUGA